This is a messenger RNA of Lates calcarifer (barramundi perch), 6882 nucleotides long. RefSeq names its product one cut domain, family member, like (gene onecutl). The transcript has 3 exons. Bases 696 to 2051 code for a protein of 451 amino acids. Lineage: Eukaryota; Metazoa; Chordata; Actinopteri; Centropomidae. The record is from RefSeq and is a predicted model, not a curated record. Gene Ontology annotation, biological process: regulation of transcription by RNA polymerase II. Gene Ontology annotation, cellular component: nucleus. Gene Ontology annotation, molecular function: DNA-binding transcription factor activity, RNA polymerase II-specific; RNA polymerase II cis-regulatory region sequence-specific DNA binding.
GUGGUGAGAUCGAUGAAGUGGCAGGCAGAGGGAAGAGGAGGAGGAGGAGGAAAAUCUCACGAGAUAAUGAAAGAAAAAGAGGAGAGCUGCUAGUGUAGAGCAAAAAAACGAGCUAGACCCGGAGAUUUUUAGAGUGGAAAACAAAGACUGAAAAGAGGGAACGAAGGGAGCGAGAGAGCUUCGUCUGUAACCGCAGAUGGUUUUUGCACUCUGGUUUUGGUGAAUGUAGCACCCCGGGGCGCAGCGGACCAAUUGUGUGAAUCUGCAGGGCUGCUCGGCGACACAAUCGAAGAGAUGCACAGGACGGACAACAGCCGCGGACGCGCUCUGAGAAGUGGAUGUUAAAGGCACAAAAGCGAGGCUUCUGCCGAGGAACACAGCUGAGCACCAAAGAGACAAGAGAGCAGAGUGCUGAUGCACAAGUGAGAAUAAAAUCACAGCUAAAGCUCCUGAUGUUGUUGCAAACUCGUUUUCUGGGAGUUUGAGGGAGUUUGAAGACAGUACUUAACGUUAUCAGAUAAUUAAUUAGACACCCCAUAAGCCCGGAAAUCAAUUAAUUCACAAAUCAAUAAAUCCAUAGUCUGGUGUAACAAGAGACCUUCCAGACUGUUAGCCUGGCUGUUGAACAACAAUAACAAGAGACGAGCAGCAACACACAGGGGCAAGAAAUACAGAUUUAUCUGCUGAAACUGAAGAUGGAUGGGAGUCUAGGGGAGAUGUCCCUCCACAGUCACUCUGAUCUGGCUCACAGCCAGGAUGGCAGGGCCAUGCUGCACUCGCGGGACCUUUCAGCUGCUUUCCCCAGGCCUUCCCUUGGGGGCCCCUCCAUGUCUCUGGAGCCUGAGCCCCGUCCACCGGGCUUCGACCACUCCAUGUCAGCACUGGGCUACAGCGGCGACUCCCCGUCCAGCUCUGGCAGCACCUACACCACCCUGACCCCCCUGCAGCCCUUUGAUGACAAGUUCCACCACCACCAUCACCACCACCCCUGCCUGCCUGUCAGCAAUGUCAUUGGUAGCUUCACUCUCAUGCGUGAGGACCGAGGCCUCAGCACCAACUUCUACAACCCUUAUGGCAAGGACCUCGCCAUGGCCCAAAGCCUGUCGCCCCCGUCCACAGGUUCAGGCCUGGGAUCCUCCAUGCACGGCUAUGGCAGCCUGGGUAACAGCCCCAAUGGCAAUGGCGGCCAGAUGCUCCAUGGCGGCUACGACGUCCAUGGGGGGAGCCUCUUCUGCAGGACGUCGGAUUUUGGCCGUGAGAUGUCACCACCGGGCCUGGGAGGAGGUGAUGUGUCAGUGGGGCAUCAGUUGAAUAAAAUGGAGGCUCACCAGCAUGCCCCAGGCCACCACCCUCACAUCUACAGCCAGCACUACCAACCCCACCAUCACCCGAGCCAGCAGGCCUCCAAGAUGGGCGAGCACCUGCACUCCUCGUCGUCCGCCUCGUCCUCACCUGGCGAGGGCAUGCUGCCGGGCUUGCAGGGCAGCGGAGGCGGCACCGGGGAGGAGAUCAAUACCAGGGAUGUGGCCCAGAGGAUCAUCACUGAGCUGAAGAGGUACAGCAUCCCCCAGGCCAUCUUCGCCGAGAGGGUUCUGUGUAGGUCACAGGGCACGCUGUCUGACCUCCUGAGGAACCCCAAGCCCUGGGGCAAGCUCAAGUCUGGCCGCGAGACCUUUAAGAGGAUGUCCCGCUGGCUCCAGGAGCCCGAGUUUCAAAGAAUGGCCUCGCUCCGGCUGGAGGCCUGCAAGCGGAAGGAGCAGGAGCAGAGCAAGCUGGAGCGCAAUCAGGGCCCAAAGCGCACCAGGCUGGUGUUCACGGAUCUGCAGCGGCGCACACUCAUGGCCAUCUUCAGGGAGAACCACCGCCCGACCAAGGAGCUACAGGUCACCAUCUCCCAGCAGCUUGGCCUGGAGCUCUCCACAGUCAGCAACUUCUUCAUGAACGCCCGCCGACGCAACCUCAACAAGUGGGCAGAUGAGGGUCGUCCCUCCUCCACGGGGUCCUCGGGCUCCAGCGUUUCCUCCUCCGCAGUGUCCUGCAGCACGGCGUGAUGACGGACCGCCGAGGAGGUGCGAUGGGGAGGGCGCUGAGGGAGCAAGGGGGCACAUAGACUGGUCUAGGCAGAGAUCAGCCGUAAUAAAUGUCCUCCUCGUUAUCAGAAGGAGCGACGGAGCCAGCUAUUAUAGAUGAUAUUAUGAAGAUGAAGCAUUUUCCCAAACCAAAGUUGAUCGCUCCCUUGAAAUGGAAGGGGGCGAUACCCAGAGUGAUAUGAUUGCAGGAUGUGAGGUCCUGCUUGUAUAGUCAAGGGUGCAAAGAUGAUUUGACUCAGAAGAGUCACACCCUUACAUAGACACCAUCUCAUUGCAUUAUUUUGAUUAUGUAGAUUAGAGAUAAUGAGGGUAUUACAAAUCAGGAGGAAGCAUAUUUUGAUGUACCUUCAAAUCUAUAGUCAUCUCUCCAAACGUGAAGAAUCAAGAGGUGCCGUUUGCUCACAUCUGGAGAGCUCCAUUGUGUAACUUCCUAAUCAAAACUGUUCACCGUCAUCCAAAGACAUUAAUCCUACCCCAAUGUUCUUAUAGUCCUGUUUUUCCUCAAGAAUCAAGGUGAAAGAGGAAGAAAAGGCUUUUUUUUUUAACUUAACCAUUUUUUCUGAAGAACCUAAUUUCCCUUUCUUAGCAUGUGUUUCCAUGGUGAUGGUUCCCUGGUCUGUGUGGCGUUGUUCCAAGUUCGGAGCCUGGAGUUAUUCUGAGGGUUCUGUAGCGUCCAUGACUUCCAGCUGUCAAUCAUUUACCAUCUACAGGAGCCUUCGCCUGUACUUUGAAGAUGGUCCCGCCUUGAAUGAAUCAGAGUUUUCAAGGGGGAACCGCAGUGCAUCUCGCUGUACGCCAGGACGGAAUCAAUAAACACAAGUAGGACGCAGAAAAAGACUUGUUGGUGCAAACGUCUAGCUUUAAGACUCUCACUGAGCUUCCAAAGAAAGCUCCACAGCCAUUUUUUGACUCAAAAUCAAGCCAAAAAAAAGAAAAAAUGAAAAUCAGCCUUUGAACACAAAGGCUCCGUGGGGAAGAGGUACACCUGACACAAUGUAUAGUGACAUUGUAGUAUUUUUUCCACUCAUUUCCAAACAACUGUACACACCUCUGCUCCAUUAUGAAAUCUUUUUUUUACAGAAGUCUAGAAAAAUGGAGGAAUGUGAUUCUUUCAGCCCUUUUUGUACAGAUUUCAAGCACAUCGCUCUAUUUAUAGAAACACAUUGGAAGUGCAGGGCAGUUUGUUUCAGCCCUGCUGACGUACAAGGUCAUUUUUUGGUCCACAAAGGAAAGGCUUUAACAUGCCUCCUUAUAGCCAAUAGUUAAAUCAAACCAAGAACAUUUCAAAUGCAAUUGCUGAUCUGAUCAACGUAUUUAUUACUGCAUUUGUGUAUUUAUUGUUUUCCCUUUUUCUUUCCUCUUUCUAUUUAUUUGGUUAUUUAUUUAUGCUAUCUAUAUACUGUAAGUAUUUAUUUAACAAUGCUCUGUAUGUCUGUGUGAAACUGAAGACUUUUUCUGAUGGGCACUUUUAGCUGUAGAAUCCCAUCGUAAUACCAAAGAUUAACAUUGCCUCCCUGAAUGUACGGCCUGAAUCCCUAAACCUUGUACCCGAUCCCAACCUGAUCCAGCCCGACCCACCCAGUGAUGUUACGUAUCUCUCUCUCUCUCUCUCUCUCUCGCUCUCUCUCUCUCUUUAAGGCCUGGCCUUUGUUUUUGUUUUUUUGUAGAAUAAUGGGGAUUUCUUUACUCUUGCAAAUGUCUCUGUGGUCAGCUCUUAAUGCCAAGGCCAAAGCUUGUUUGAAUGUUGUGAUAAUAUUUAUAAUUAAUAACAUGAAUAAUAAUGAUAAUAAUAAUAAUAAUGAUAAUAACAACAACAAUGAUAAUGUGGCAUCCCAUAGGUUCACAGGUUGCUUGUAAAGUUGUGUUCAGACCAAUGCCAUCAGGCGGACUGUGUAAACUGUCUGGGGACCCACUUAAAGUGCUGUCAGAAGGCACCAUUGAGCGAAAGUCCUUCAGGGUCACAUGCAAACAUGCAUACUGUGUGUCUGCCUGGGGAAAUGCAUGGUUGUGAACCUCUCCCAUCUCCCUCACCUGCCCCCCCUCCCCAGAGCAGUGCAGACAGUCUUGUCUAUGUCCAGCUCAGUGUGAUCUCACUGUCCUCCACAUGCCAAGCCCUUCUGCCAGUUGUCUCAGUUCCAAGAGGGUUCAUUCCUGGACUUUUGGGUGUUCUCAAGUUUUGUUCCUUGUCUACUUGGAUCUUGUUUUUUCCUGUUUCUGGGGUUCUGAAGGUAUUAGGAUUUAUUCCUGGACUUUGAGGUUCUUAAACACAUGUUCAUCAACUUCUGUGGAUUUUGAGUUUAUGUUCCUGGUUUUCUGUAGGUUUUAGGAAUUGUUCCUGACCUUUUAGGGUCCUCAGGUUUCUUCCUGGCUUUGAGUUCUUCUGGUUUGUUCUUCAUCUUCUGGAGAUCUCAAAUUUUGUUGCAAGGUCCCUUAGGCUGAUAGGGUUUGUCCCUUGUCUUCUAAUGGUGUUAGAGUUUGUUCCUCAUCUUGCAGGAAUCCCUGAUUUCAUCACAAAGUUUUUAAGGUUUGUAGGGUUUGUUGCUGGCUGUUUUGGGUUCAUUCCCAAUCACCAAAGGUUCUUAGGGAUCCCCCUGCAACUUCCACAGGCAUAAGUGACUUAAGUUUCCAACAUUUUGCCCGGUGAAUGCCUAAAUCACACAAGAUCUGAUUCUCUGACCCCUGUGUAAAUGCUGCCAAAGAGUGGCAAGGCUAGCUUGGUCGUUUUCCACCCUCUCCUUCUCCCUCUCUCUCUCUCUCUCUCUGUCUUUAACAUUGGAAGGGGUGGAUUGCCUGGGCCCCCUUCACAGCGUGCACUUGAAAGACGGGCGGUCAUGAAAGAGGCCAUCGACUUUUUCAUGGACUUCAAAGGGAAGGCUUUUUUCAUCCCAUCUCCUCUCUGGGUAUCUGGUCUGGGGUCCGCUCUUGGCCAGACCUGUGGGCUUUAGGGGGCAUUCAGAGGGGGUGGGGGGAGAUCAGAGAGGAGGCUGAAUCAUCCAGAAUGAGGAUAGUGGUAGUGGGGUGUGUGUGUAGGAGAGGUGGGAGGGGGGUGUUUGAGGAACAGGAGGUGUUGGAGUAGUGGGGCAUGGAGCUGAAUUAAACUUUAAUGAGCAACAAUUGUAAGCAUGCUGAGAGCAAAGGGGGGUGGUGGAGGGGGUGUGGAGUUGAGUCUGUACAGAGGGGAAAAAUGAAAAAUAAAAGAGCUCGGAGGCUCCUCUGCUGACCCCUGCUCACUACUGUCAUUGUAUCAAAGCUGAGGUGACACCUUUCAGGUUUCUCUUUGUCUCUCUGACUGGGAGCCUAAAAUGGAGACAGAGCUUUUUGUAUUGAGCCACCUUCUGCUCCGUGUCAAGCAGGGAAGCUCUUCCCUUUCUGUACAGAGGGGAGGCGAGAGGGAGGGAGGGAGGGAGGAAGGAGUGAAUCCAUUUGGCUGCUGCAGGUGAUCCGCAUUGCCAUUUUAGCCUGCGGCACCCCCUAGUGGCUUUUCUAGAAACUUGACCCUGAAAACAAGUCUGGCAGCCGAGGCCGUUGCAGAGCAAUUCUGAGGGGAGCGUAAAUAAUGAAAUAGCAGAACUGAAAACUCAUGUAUACUUUCAGAAAAAAAACAAAAAAACAAAAAGACAAAAAAAAAAUAAAUACAUUUUUUGAUAAUGUUUAAACCAAAAAAAACAACCAAAGAUUGAUGGGUAACUGCUGAAUCAUUAUGUAUCAUGGGUAGUUUUAGCAGUUCCCUAUCAGAGCUACCGUAGCACUCAGAGGAUUCAAAGAAGCACCAGUGGGGUUCCGCGUGCUGAUUAUUUAUGUUGCAUAAAACAGUAUUAUGUUGAGCUGGAACUGAGAAACUGACAUGAGGCAGUGUCUUCAGAUGGAAGUCUUUUGACUCUGUAAACCCCAGUGUCCCUCGUCUGUCCCUGCCCUCUUCCCUGUGUGUACAUGAAGACUUUACCCAUCUACCUCAACUGUGUGAGAUGUUGUGUGGCAAAGAUAUUCCUUAACCAAAGAAUCCAUCCUGUCAGGGUGUCUGUCUAACUAUCUAUCUUGUCUGUCCAUCCGUCUCUUCUUCAUGCCUUUUACUCCAAACCAAAUGUGCUGGAAUCAAUCCGUAACAGGAGCCAAACGAGGCCCCCGUCCAGCCAGAGCUUAAGUCCAGUAUGCUAGAGUGUCCCAUUGAUCCAUGCUCUGUAUAUAAAUAAAAAUCAUUCUCAAGACCAAAAAAGAAGGAGGUGACAAUCCAAGCAAGGAGGAUCUUGCUGUAAUCAACGUUGCCUAUUCCUUGUUUUCCGAAAAGUAGAAUCAUGUGACUUGCUGUAACAGAAAAAGCCCAAGAAUAAAACGCUCAUCCCAAGAUAAUAAAAAAGGUCAGAGGAGACAGAAGCUAUUUUUCCACAUUUGUAAGCCACCCCUCCCACCCGUUUUUUCCGAAAUGUUUAGUGUAGUUGAAAUACUGUUUGAUCCCACUGUUGUAAGUAGGAAUUAAUGAAAUCCAUACAAAAAGCUUUAAACGGGGAAGAGCUGAGGGAAAUAUUAUAUUUGAGUCCGAGUUUCCUCAGCUUGGACUCGACCCACCAUGCUUUAUCGUGCCAUCCUUGUCCAUGUGUUAGACUUACUAAUGAAUGUGGCUAACCAACCAAAGGCUUAAAAAAAAAAAAAAAAAAAGAUACACAACACUUUAAACGUCAAUCAUGGUGGGACAUUUUGUAUCAACAACUAAAGAAAAUCCCUUUGAAUACCUCAUGUGAAAAUUGUUUGUUGUGAUGUUGCACUAAAAAAAUAAAAUGACUCAUUUGUAACCCAA